Macrosiphum euphorbiae (potato aphid) is the source of this 4809-nucleotide messenger RNA. The record is from the annotation of a GenBank genome assembly. Lineage: Eukaryota; Metazoa; Arthropoda; Insecta; Hemiptera; Aphididae.
AUGGAUUUAGAUUCAUUGGAAGAUCCUAACAACUACAAUUGUUGCAAAAGUAGUCAAAUAAAUGUCAUUAGUAGUACAAGUGGUACAGAAGUUACCAAAUUAAAUGAAUCUACUUCAACUAAAGAACAAAAACAAAACAAAACUGAAAAAUUUAAAAUUAUUGAAAUAUCUAAACUACAGGUGCCAGUAAAGCCAAUUAUUGCAUCUACUUCUGUAAUAAAUCCACCUAAAAUAAAUGAAAAAAAUAUAAAUUCUCACUACACAAGUAGUUCACUAGAUAACAGCAGUAGUACAAGUGGUAUAGAAGUUAGAAAAUUAAUUGAAUCUACUUCAAUUAAAAAACAAGAACAAAACAAAACUGAAAAAUUUAAAAUUCUUGAAAUAUCUAAACAAUGGGUGCCAGUAAAGCCUAUUAUUGCAACUACUUCUGUUAUAAAUUCAUCUAAAAUAAAUAAAAAAAAUAUAGAUCCUCACUACACAAGUAGUUCACUAGAUAACAGCAGUAGUACAAGUGGUAUAGAAGUUACCAAGUUAAUUGAAUCUACUUCAACUAAAGAACAAAACAAAACUGAAAAAUUUAAAAUUCUUGAAAUAUCUAAACAGGUGCCAGUAAAGCCUAUUAUUGCAACUACUUCUGUUAUAAAUUCAUCUAAAAUAAAUAAAAAAAAUAUAGAUCCUCACUACACAAGUAGUUCACUAGAUAACAGCAGUAGUACAAGUGGUAUAGAAGUUACCAAGUUAAUUGAAUCUACGUCAACUAAAGAACAAAACAAAACUGAAAAAUUUAAAAUUCUUGAAAUAUCUAAACAGGUGCCAGUAAAGCCUAUUAUUGCAACUACUUCUGUUAUAAAUUCAUCUAAAAUAAAUAAAAAAAAUAUAGAUGUUACCAAAUUAAAUGAAUUUACUAUAACUAAAGUAAAAGACCCAAACAAAAUUGAAAAUAUAAAAAAUGUUGAUAGUAAAAAUGUUGAAAUAUCUAUAACACGGGGUGUGCCAUUAACGAAAAUGAUUGCAACUACUUUACUUAUAAAUGCACCAAAGAAAAAUGAAAACCAUAUAGAUCCUCUUAAUUCUCAUUCUGACUUGAGCACUUUAUUGAAUAAAAAUAAUAGUGCACUUGGUAUAGAAGUUACCAAAUUAAAUGAAUCUACGUCAACUAAAGUACAAGAACAAAACAAAAAUGUAAAUUUUAGAACUGUUGAUAAUAAUGAUGUUAAAACAUCCAACCAACAGGUGCCAUUAAAGAAAAUGAUUGCAACUAAAUUUGUUUUAAAUACACCUAAGAAAAAUGAAAAUAAUAUAUAUCUAAGACCGAACAAUUUUUCUUUAAAUUUAGAAAAAAUUGCUGUUCCGAAAGCAGUUCUUUCUAAUAUAAAAUUUAUUCCUCCAACUUUGUCUAACCAAAUUAAAAAACCACCAACAAUUGCUUUAAUGCCCACAACUACGCUCAUCAAUCCAAAAACUACAAUUAUUACAAGGUUACAACCCAAGUCAUAUCCUGGUAAAAUUACUAAUAAUAAAUGUGUUCCAACAUUGAAACCAGGGUUCAAAAUAAUAUCUACCAAUGACCCAAAGUCAAAAAUGUUUUUAAUCCCAAAAGGAGUUAAUUAUAUAUUUCAAACAAUAAAUAAAGAAGAAGUUAAAAACCAAUCAUUGCCAAGUUUUAAUUCUGCAUCAACUCUGUCAGAACCAUUAAAUUCUAUUAUACCAGUAUCAGUUGCUGAAAAGUUUAAUACAAUUGAAAAACCAAAAAUUCAAAAUAAAAAUUCAAAAUUUGUUGUUAGCUGCAAGGAAUUUCAGAAUCAAAGAUUCAAAAUUCUAUUAGAUAAAAAAAUAAAGAUAAAUGAAAAAAAUGUCAAACGCUACUACGAAUCAAGCACACAUUUUGAACUUUUAUUUCCACGUUCUUCAAAAAAAUUUGUUAGAUAUCUGAAAAGGCGUCAUACAGAUAUACCAAAUCCUAAAGUAAUAAAGAAUGCAGAUUCUUCAAAAUCUAACCAUGUUCAACAAGUAAGAGAACAAUCAUUCAUAACAUCAUCGUUGAAUGAAAUUAAAAAUACAAUUAAUUUUGUCGGUACAAGUGGUAAGAAAAAAUGUAUACCCCAUACUAUUACAAGUAAAGAUGUAAUUGAUAAUCAUACAAACGUGGUUAUUGAAAAUAAUAAGACUAAAUUAAAUUCUAAUGUUAAAAAUGAAUUAUUGCCUCCUCCACCUGGAUUUAUCCCACUGUCAUCAAGGCCUGAAUCUUCAAUACUUAAAACAUAUGGUCAACCGUUAACUGUCCCAAAAUAUGGUAAUUUUUCUAAUAAAAAUCUAAGCACUGUAAGAUUAGUACCUUAUAAUUCAACUAACCAACCACAUACAAAAUUAGAUUGUAAACAAUAUUUUAUAAAAAUUGUGAAAAAUAAUGGUAGUACUUCCAAAAGUACUAUUGCUACAGUUUCUUCUGAUAAAAUGAUGAAAGUAAUUCCUACUAAAGUGUAUUCACCAAAAAAUCCAAAGAUUAAUAUAGCACCUAAAGGAAGUCAAAAUAAAAUACCAUUGUCAAAACCAACUACCCUUCAAUUACUUUUUCCAAAAGAAAUGAAAAAAGAAAAACCAAAUCCAGCUUAUUGUAUAAAACGUCCAUAUCGUUGUCGAUAUGAAUUUUGUCAAUUAAUUAUAGACGAAUCUAAAUUGAUUGAUAAUAUGUAUUGUAGCUUGGAAUGUAAAAAGUUUGAUACCAAACUGCAGAUAGCUAAUAAAAGUUCUUGUGACAUUGAACAAGCACGGGAAGAAACCCCAAUUAAUAAACCUGUAAUUGAUCGAAAAAUGCUUUUAGCCAAAUUGAAAAGUAGAAUUAAUAAAAGAAAGCAAAGUUUACCAUCAUUCCAAAAACAAUAUGAAGCUGCUCAACAAGUUGAUUUGGUUAAUGUCGUAAACCCUGAUAAUGAGACCUGCAAGAUGCCACCACCAAUACCAAUAACUGUAAAACAUACUUUUCAAAAAUCACGAAAUAGAAGAAAACUUUCAAAAGCAAAUGAACCUACAAUAAUUGUUGAAAACGGUAAAAUAGAAAAUGAAAAUAUAUCAAGCUAUUUGGAACACACUGAUUAUAUACCGGCUCCAAAAAAAUUAUUUGAUAAUCCUUUUCCAAAUGAUUGUAACCCAUUUAAAGUUGGACAAAGAUUAGAAGGUAUCGACCCAGAACAUGAAGCAUUGUUUUGUGUAAUGACUGUAGUAGAAGUUGUUGGUUAUCGCAUUAAGCUACAUUUUGAUGGCUACCAAGAUAUAUAUGAUUUUUGGGUAAAUGCAAAUUGCCCAGAUUUGUUUUAUCCUAGAUGGUGUGAGCAAAACUCUCGCACUUUACAACCACCAAAAAAUUAUAAACUGCCAUUCAAUUGGACUGAUUACUUUAGAAUGCCUGGUGUUGUGCCUGCGCCGAAAUGGAAUUUUCCUAUUGCAAUAUAUAUGGUUAAUCGUACUACAGAUCACUCAUUUUGUAUUGGAGCUAAAUUAGAAGCUUUAGAUAAAUUAACCCGCACACUACCAAAACAGCUUAUAUGUGUUGCUACUGUUGCUGAUAUUUUGGGUAAUCGUAUACGUAUUCAUUUUGAUGGUUGGACAGAUGAUUUUGACUAUUGGACGGAUAUCACAUCAACUAAUAUACAUCCAAUUGGAUGGUGUGAUAAAAAUGGUCGAACUUUGUGUCCCCCUAGUGGUUACGAUAAUUGUAGAGGGAAAAAACCUUUUUCAUGGACUAAAUACUUACAAGAAACGAAUAGUGAACCUGUACCAGAAGAUGCAUUUAUUCGUAGACCAUUACGAGAAUUUACUAAUAGCAUGGCAAUUGAAGUAGUUGAUAUUGCUAAUCCUUCAUUAGUAAGAAUUGCUAAAGUAGUAGAUGUUAAAGGGGAUGAACUUAAAAUACUUUACGAUGGAUUUGAUCCUAUAUAUGCAUACUGGAUUGAAGACGAUAGUCCAAAUAUUCAUCCACUUGGAUGGUGCUUGAAAACUAAUCACCCCAUUGAACUAUUUAAAGUAAACGCAAUACUUUGGAGUUGCAGAGUUCCUGGCUGUAAUGGUAAAGGCAAUACAAAAAGUUCCAAAAAUACUCAUGUAUUUGCCAAAGAGUGUCCAUAUGAGUUUGAGUCAUGGAAAUCAUCAAUUUCCGGGAUGUUAAAUAUUCCUGAUAGAGUAAAACCUGAAGACAUUCCACUUUCAGUUGAAAAUUUUUCAAGUUCUGUUAGUAUUGUACCUCGAGAGGCUAAAAAAAAACAAAAACUGAAGUUAAAUAAAAUAAAAAGUUAUAACUCAAACAAACCCAAAAGAAGAAAAAGAAUCAAUAACAAAUUAAAAAAUAAAUUUAAAAAAAAGAUACCAAAUGGUCGUUCUAAAACUGUUUAUACAAGAGCCGUUGAAGCGAUGAACGAAUUAGAAAAUAUUAAAGGUGUUAAUGAUUAUACAUGCUAUGGCUAUGGAUCUUUUAAACCUCCAAGGCUUAAUGUAUGGACCAGACAUAAUGUUCUACAAGGUAUACCAAUAUUUAGUACUACUGAUGCAAGAAAAUGGCCUAUCAAAGAAGUAGCUGAUUUUGUCGAAAAAAUAGUAUCUAAUAAUUAUACAGACAAUAAUCACUCUGAACGAAUCAAAAUAUCUAAAUCUUUUAUAAAUCAGGACAUUGAUGGCGAAGUAUUUUUAAUGUUAACUCAAAAAGAUUUGACGGAUACACUAAACAUUCCUCUUGGACCAGCACUAAAACUGAACAAUGCUAUUGUUGUGUUAAGACAAAGAGCUACUGCAUUUGAUAUUGCAAAUGGACUGUUAUAA